CACAGGGCACCAUGGAAGCCCCAGCGCAGCUUCUCUGCCUCCUGCUGCUCUGGCUCCCAGGUUCCUCUGGAGAAAUUGUGAUGACCCAGUCUCCAGCCUCCCUAUCAUUGUCUCCAGGAGAAAGGGCCACGAUCUCCUGCAGGGCCAGUCAGAGUGUUAGCAACUACAUGGCCUGGUACCAGCAGAAACCUGGGCAGGCUCCCAGGCGCCUCAUCUAUGCUGCAUCCAGCAGGCCCGAUGGCAUCCCAGCCCGCUUCAGCGGCAGCGGGUCUGGGACAGACUUCAAGCUCACCAUCAGCAGCCUGGAGCCUGAGGAUGCCGCCACUUACUACUGUCAGCAGUAUUAUAGUUCCCCUCCCACACACUUUGGCGUCUCACUCAGUGGAUCCAGCACCUGGUCCUUCACUGUGACGAAUAUCCAGUCUGAAGACCGGUCCCAGAUGGAAGCCCCAGCGCAGCUUCUCUGCCUCCUGCUGUUCUGGCUCCCUGGCUCCUCUGGAGAAAUUGUCCUGACACAGUCUCCAGCCUCACUAUCAUUGUCUCCAGGAGAAAAGGCCACGAUCUCCUGCAGGGCCAGUCAGAGUGUUAGCAGUUACAUGGCCUGGUACCAGCAAAAACCUGGGCAGACUCCCAGGCUCCUCAUCUAUGAUGCAUCCAACAGGCUCAAUGGCAUCCCAGCCCGCUUCAGCGGCAGCGGGUCUGGGACAGACUUCACGCUCACCAUCAGCAGCCUGGAGCCUGAGGAUGCCGCCACUUACUACUGUCAGCAGUGGAGUACUUGGUCUCCCACAGUGACACAGACCUGA
Molecule: messenger RNA, 806 nt
Organism: Condylura cristata (star-nosed mole)
Lineage: Eukaryota; Metazoa; Chordata; Mammalia; Eulipotyphla; Talpidae
Exons: 5
Coding region: 12-806 (264 amino acids)
Biological process (GO): immunoglobulin production; immune response
Source: RefSeq, a predicted model, not a curated record